This is a messenger RNA of Astyanax mexicanus (Mexican tetra), 4260 nucleotides long. RefSeq names its product family with sequence similarity 171 member A2a (gene fam171a2a). The transcript has 8 exons. Bases 132 to 2675 code for a protein of 847 amino acids. The record is from RefSeq and is a predicted model, not a curated record. NCBI's taxonomy places the organism in Eukaryota, Metazoa, Chordata, Actinopteri, Characiformes, Acestrorhamphidae.
GGAGGAGCACAGCUCGCUCGCUCGAGCUCUGGAAGGGAGUGGGCAUCCAGGCGCGGAGCUCUCCAUGCCAGCCCGAGCGGAACCAUGGCCCUAGGGCUAUUCGCGGACUGUGUGUGAGCUUGGCCGUGAGCAUGGCGCCGCGCUGCCCCCCGCUCUUCUCCCUGCUGCUGCUCGGCGGACUCUGGAGGGCGCCGGUCCGGUCCGCACCCCCGCGCGGAGCUCUCGACCCCACAGAAGUGCUGAUUAAAGUCCAGGUCUUUGACAACAGUGACCUAUCACCUCUGAAGGAAGCUGCGGUCCAAGUGUAUGGAAACCAGUCCAUUUUGGCAUCUGGUCUAGCUGGAGAGGAUGGCAUCGUCAGGGUUACCUUUUUGUAUCACCCAGGGACAUGGAUCAUCGUCGCAGCAUCCAAGCAUGGAUUUGUAACGAACUCCGCCCCCUGGCACGCCAGUCGCAUUCCAUUAUAUGCCUCAGUGAGUCUGUACCUGCUCCCUCAGAGGCCGGCCACCCUGCUGCUGUAUGAUGAUGUGGUGCAGCUCCUGCUGGGUUCUCCAGGCUCCAGAAGUCAGCCGUGGGUGCAGCUGCAGAGGAAAGCCAUUCGUCCAGCUCUGAACACCUCCCACAUCACACUCUCCGCCAUGCUCACUUCCACCAGGAGUCAGUACGAGCUCGGGGGGUUCCCUUACCCCUUGGGCCUGGAGGUCAACUCCACAGGCUCAAACGGCAGCUGGGUUGAGCUGACUCCAGUGGCUGCAGUGUGCGCCAGACUCACUGGACCCAACGGCACUGAGGUGGAGGUCUCGGACCCCAUCCACGUAUCUGUUCCCCUUCCCUCAGACUCGCCUCUCAAGACUGCCACCAGUGUACCCGUCUGGAGGUUCGAGGAGCGAGCAGGUCUGUGGGUCAGAAGUGGGACCGGCUACAUUAAGAGCGAUGAUUCUCAGAUGACCUGGAGUUUUGUCGCCCCACAUUUAGGCUACUGGCUUGCAGCUUUCCCAUCAUCAGUGGGCACAGUCCUGAAUCCUUCUGGUCUGAGAGACAUCACCACAUACCACACCAUCUUCCUCCUGACCAUUCUGGGCUCCAUGGCCCUGCUGGUUCUAGUCCUGCUUUGUUUGCUGCUCUACUACUGCAGGAGGAGAUGUCUGAAACCCAGGCAGCAUCAUCGUAAAAUGCACAUGUCCUCCACUCUGGACAGCUCCAAAAGGGACCAAGGUACAUCUACUUCUCAGCUCAACCUCAUAAGCAGUGCACACAUGGAGACGGCCUCUUCCAUCGGAGAUCACGAUGGAGUGAAAUCGGACCUGUCCUCCACACGAGACUUGCACAGUUCACGUGAAGAUUUCUUCAGGCACGGCCCAGGCCCCAAAUCUCGACACCCUAACAAAGGAAGUGUGAACAGCAAGCGUGGCGAGAGCUUCCCUCUGCAGGCCACCCGUUCCACUAACACCAACAACCUGGACCUGCUCUUGCAGGAUGACAUGGCCAGAAGCUACAGCUCGGCCGAAGACUCUAUCGAUCGCAGGCGCAAUCACCACCCCCAUCCCCAUCCCCAUCUCCAUAACGCCAAGGACAACCAAGGUUAUACCUCAGACCCUCCAUCUCCACCACCCUUGCUGCCCGCGUUUGCUGGCCUUUACCACAGCCGAGACAGUAUGCCCCCGGAUUACUCGUCCUCGCAGGCUGCAGAUCACCUGAACACACAGCCUGGACAGCUCAUCUUCUGCCAUUCCAUGGAGCAGAUGAAGGAGAGCAUGUACCGCAGCGUAGUGCCCACCUUGGUCAUCCCUGCGCAUUACAUGCGUCUCUCCUCGGACCUGUCGGCCGUAGAGCAGGCCAUGGAGAGGCAGCAGCAGCUGCAGCAUGAUAUGGAGGGCAUUCAGGUUAGCAUGACUUUACCACGCCAGCAGAGUCAGCAGCAGCAGCAACAACAGCAACAGCAAUCUACCAUGCCACAGAAGGAGGAUGACAAAGCUGAACAGAAAGGGGAACAGACUUCUCAGGAGCAGAACUGGGCUUCUGAAGCUUCUUCCUCAGGCCCUGUCCACAUCCCUGUGCUGUUUGAUGACUCCACCAUGGCCCAGGUCAAUGGGGAGCUAAAGGCCCUCACAGAGAAGAAGCUGCUGGAACUGGGCGUAAAACCACAUCCUCUUGCCUGGUUCGUGUCCCUUGAUGGGCGCUCCAAUUCCCUUGUCCGGCACUCUUACAUUGAGCUGGGCAACGAAGCCUUUAGACCCACUGCCCAGGAGCACCGGGCGGAAACGUACCCUGGAAUUUCUGGGAAGUUGUCACAGAGAAAGGGCAAAGAAGAGAGCAAGAUUAAGGAAGGUGGUGAGAGGAAGGCCCACGGCAAGAUCUACUCCAAGCUUCCCGUUAUUGACACUACAGAUCCCAGUAGUAGCAGUGAAAGCCAUACAGCCACAUACUCGCCAGAGGACAGCUCCAUGGCUCCACUGCUGGAAGAGGCACCGGAAUGUUCUCGGGGAGGAACGUUCCCUCGCCGUGGACGCAGCAGGGACAACAGUGCCUGCAGCAGUGGCACCGAAGUCCACAGAGAUUCGGUGACCAGCCCUGACGAUGAUGACAAUGAUGACAAGGAUGAAGACGGGGAGAAUAAGAAGAGCCCAUGGCAGCGGCGUGAAGAGAGACCACUCAUGGUGUUCAACGUCAAGUAGACUCAAGUAGAUUGUGUCUUUUGAAAACAGAUCUUGGCACUUCGUCUACACCUUCUACAUCGCCCCUCUUGAAUGCUCACUUGCGGUGGAAAGCACAACAAGACAUGGAUGAGGACAUUUUUCCCAAGGACCAAGGGGCUGUUGACCUAGUCGUUUAGAAGUUGGCUAGCAUCAGGACAGGUGAACUGAGUUUAGCAAUGAGAGCCACUUGCCAGUUGGCACCUGGUAGUGGCUAAUUCUCAAAUAAUACUCAAAAAGAAAUCGUCCUGCAGAUGCAUUUAGGAGGAGAAAUCACACAGGAUGUAGACACACACACACAAGUUCACAAAACCAGAGGAUGCCAUAUUUUUUACAGCCUAGUUUAUUAUUUGACAUUUUUAAAUCUUUGCUGUGGCUAAAUUUCACUGUAACCCCAAUCAAGAUGGUGUUUACCCUUCUUCCAGUGACCCCUCCCGCUCACAAGAGCAGGAAUGACUUUGAGCCAUUUUUAAACUGACUUUGGGAAGUAAUCCACAGGCCUUAAAUGAAUUCUCAGCGGAGAGAGAAAGCCUAAUAAGCAAGACAUACAAAUCACAGGGACUUCAAGGAAUCAAGGAAUUAAUUAUGUUUUGUUUGCUUUUCCUAGAGAUGUGGGCUUUAUCCAGGUUAUGGUUUUGUACGACUAACUGGAGCUGGAAGAAUACAGAAAUGCGUGUAUGCAUGUCUAAAUCAUACCUUUCAUGAAAGGGAGUGAAGUAGUUGAUUUGUUUAAUAUGUGCUUACUCAGUUUCAUAUAUGAUUACACUGAAUUUUGCUUUUGGUAGAAGCUGCCCUUUUGAACCUGAUCAACAGCACUUCCUUUUAUUUUUUUAUUUUCGUAACUCUGAUUCUGAUGAGGGUCCAGUUAUUCAAGUCCUGUGAGAUAGACUGAAAUUUAUAGGUUUUGUUUUAAAGAAUGUACAAUUACAUUCUUACAUUUACCUUAUAUUAAUCUAUUCAAACAUACGUUUGUGUCAGAUCCAGGUAAGUAAGCCAUACUACACUGACAUGCCAAAUGGUAAUGGUGAAUGCUUGUGUGACAUCUUUUUGGGGCCAGACUCCACCAGUCACGAUUAUUACCACCGUCUGCUGUGCUGUCUACUGUGGGUAGUAAUGCCUUUUAUGAUGUAUUCCCAGUGUAUCAAGUAAUGUUAAGUGGCCGCAUAACCAGUCUCGCUCAAACUCAGAUAAAUUCCUGUCAUUUUGCCAUAACCACACUGGCCAGUUUUCAGCCUCACUCACAAGAUAACACCUAGUACAGGUUUGGGUGUUCCAAAGCUGUCUCAUAAAGUAACAAUUCAUGAUCAAAAUAUCAAAAAUGUCUUUGGUCUUAUGACUUUUGGCAUCUCUGUGUAUGUCUUACAUUCAUCUCCUCAAACAUAUUGUACGUCCAUGCUGCCUGUGACUGUAUAGUGAUAGAUCCAAGUAAAUGAGCCAUAUAGUUUGAAAUUGCUGUCUAAAUUGUGGACAAUCUUGCAGUCUUUCUUAUCUCUUUUUACUUGAUCAGGAUUGCAGGGGUUUUGGAGAGUCUCAUUACAUUAAUAAAAACAUUCUUAUGUUGACCUUA